AUGGCUUCAGAACCAAUCUUGCCAAAGGAUGGCGAGCGCAAUAUUCUCAUCACUAGCGCACUGCCAUACGUGAACAAUGUGCCUCAUCUGGGCAACGUUAUCGGCUCUGUCUUGAGUGCCGAUGUCUUCUCGAGAUACCACAAAGCUUCUGGUCACCGAACUUUAUACAUUUGCGGAACCGACGAGUAUGGCACAGCGACGGAGACAAAGGCAUUGGAGGAGAAAGUGACUCCGGAGGAGCUUUGCGCCAAGUACAACAAGAUUCACCAGGAAGUCUAUGAAUGGUUCAACAUUGGAUUCGACCACUUCGGUCGUACCCCUACCCAAAAACACACAGAGAUCUCUCAGGCUAUCUUCAAGCGUCUGCAUGAGAACGGAUUCCUGGCUGAGCGUACUGCCCAGCAGCCAUUCUGUGAACAGCACGGUUCCUUCUUGGCGGAUCGAUAUGUCGAGGGUGAAUGCCCCCGUUGCCACUACGAGGAUGCGCGUGGAGACCAGUGCGACAAGUGCGGAAACCUUCUCGACCCCUUCGACCUUAUUAAGCCUCGUUGCAAGCUCGACGGAGCUACUCCGGUGCUGCGCGAUACGAAACAUAUCCAUUUGCUGCUAGACAAACUUCAACCGGAGGUCGAGAAGUGGGCACACGGAUCAAUUUCCAAGGGCGACUGGCCUAAGAACUCCCGUGUUAUCACUGAAUCCUGGUUGAAGGAGGGAUUGAAGGACCGUGGUAUUACUCGUGACCUGAAGUGGGGUGUUCCUGUUCCACUGGAGGGCUUUGAUACUAAGGUGCUCUAUGUGUGGUUUGAGGCUUGUAUCGGAUACCCUUCCAUUACUGCCAACUACACUGAUAACUGGGAGCUUUGGUGGCGCAACCCUGAGAACGUACAACUCUACCAAUUCCUGGGUAAGGACAACGUGCCUUUCCACAGUGUUAUCUUCCCCGCUACCCAGAUCGGUACCCGUGACCGUUGGACUAUGAACCACCAUCUGAGCGCUACUGAAUACCUACAAUAUGAGGGCGGCAAGUUCAGCAAGUCCCGAGGAAUUGGUGUUUUCGGUAACAGCGCUAAGGAGACUGGUGUGCCUGCUGAUGUCUGGCGUUACUACCUGCUGAAGAACCGCCCAGAGACCGGAGACACCUUCUUUGAAUGGCGUACAUUCGUUGAUGCCAACAACAGUGAGCUGCUAGCCAAGCUGGGUAACCUCGUCAACCGAGUUGUUAAGCUUGUUGCUGCUUCCUACGGUUCCGUCAUCCCAGAGUUUACCUACCCAGAGAGCUUCAAUCCCUUCUUUGAGGAGGUCAACACUCACCUCCGCCAAUAUAUCGAAGAGAUGGAGAGCGUCCACCUUCGUGCUGGUGUCGUUACUGCUAUGCGUAUCGCUGAGGCUGGUAACGGUCUCAUCCAGGCAAACCGUCUGGACAAUGCCCUGAUUGCCAACGAGCCCGAGCUUGCUGCUGCCGUUGUCGGAGCUGUCGUUAACCUGAUUCACCUGCUCGCUGCUGUGUUCUCCCCCUACAUGCCUGCGACUUCCGUAUCCAUCCUCGAACAGUUGAAUGUUCCUGCUCUAUUGAUCCCAAGUCUGGAGAGUGUCAACAACGGUGGAUGGAAGGGCGAAAGCAUCAAGCCAGGCCACCAAAUUGGCAAGGCCAAGUACCUCUUCUCCCGAAUUGACCCCAAGAAGGCUGAUGAAUGGCGUGAGCUGUUCGGUGGUUCCCAGGCUGAGCGAGCUCAGAAGGCAGAGGAUGCUGCUAAGCUUGCUGCUAAGAAGGCCGCUGCCAAGGCUAAGAAGAAGGAGAAGAAGGCCAAGGGUGCUACUGGUGUUGAGGCUACUGCUAAGGGCGGUGCUGAGUCUGCUAGCGCUGUUGCGGAGGGAUCUGAAGAUGCCGUGCAGAAGGUCACGGAUGGUGUUGCUCAGGUCUCGCUCCCUACAUCCUAG
Messenger RNA from Penicillium angulare, 1938 nucleotides. RefSeq names its product methionine--tRNA ligase MES1. Gene Ontology annotation, biological process: methionyl-tRNA aminoacylation. The record is from RefSeq and is a predicted model, not a curated record. NCBI's taxonomy places the organism in Eukaryota, Fungi, Ascomycota, Eurotiomycetes, Eurotiales, Aspergillaceae. The transcript is spliced from 2 exons. Bases 1 to 1938 code for a protein of 645 amino acids. Gene Ontology annotation, molecular function: methionine-tRNA ligase activity; ATP binding. Gene Ontology annotation, cellular component: aminoacyl-tRNA synthetase multienzyme complex; cytosol.